AUGCAACCUCGAGGUGCCCCCCUCCUGGCAGUGGUCCUUGUCUUGGGGCUGCAUGCCCUGGUGGAGAGUGAGAAACCUUCCCCUUGUCGGUGCUCCAGGCUGACACCCGACAAUAGAAAGAACUGCGGCUUCCCUGGCAUCACGAGUGAGCAGUGCUUUGAUCUUGGAUGCUGCUUCGACUCUAGCAUCGGUGGGGUCCCCUGGUGUUUCCACCCACUUCCAAACCAAGCCUCGGAGCAGUGUGUCAUGGAGGUGUCGGCCCGCAGGGAUUGUGGGUACCCGGGCAUCAGCCCUGAGGACUGUGCCAGUCGACAAUGCUGCUUUUCUGACCAGAUCUUUGAAGUGCCCUGGUGUUUCUUCCCACAGUCUGUGGAAGAUUGUCACUACUGA
Messenger RNA from Apodemus sylvaticus (European woodmouse), 390 nucleotides. RefSeq names its product trefoil factor 2 (gene Tff2). Lineage: Eukaryota; Metazoa; Chordata; Mammalia; Rodentia; Muridae. Bases 1 to 390 code for a protein of 129 amino acids. Gene Ontology annotation, biological process: chemokine-mediated signaling pathway; maintenance of gastrointestinal epithelium; negative regulation of gastric acid secretion. Gene Ontology annotation, molecular function: CXCR4 chemokine receptor binding. The transcript is spliced from 4 exons. The record is from RefSeq and is a predicted model, not a curated record.